Verruconis gallopava is the source of this 1288-nucleotide messenger RNA. RefSeq lists its product as uncharacterized. The record is from RefSeq and is a predicted model, not a curated record. Lineage: Eukaryota; Fungi; Ascomycota; Dothideomycetes; Venturiales; Sympoventuriaceae. Bases 378 to 830 code for a protein of 150 amino acids. The transcript has a single exon.
CGAAAACGUUGAUUUGGAACGGGCAUAGCGAUCAGCCACGGGUUUCAAGAACAGUCGAUAGACGAGCCCACUUUCGGACACAUGCGGUGCAUUAAAGUUACCGCAAAACGGCCCGAGCCUAAUUGGCCAACCCCGCUGUUGUUAAGUCCCCGUCCGGUCAGCUCCGCUGAUAGCGUUAUCACUGGCCAGCAGCUGAACAAUAUUUAACCUGGAGAAGCACGUGCCGUACAACUAUACGGCUUAUGCGUGUCGAUUGCGAAAUAUUGCACAGUCGGGUCUUCAGAGCGAUUUGACGAUUGAACAGCGCGGUCACGACACGGCUACCAGGGAAAAGUUCAAUAUUCAUCAGCAACAACCGGAAUCCGACUUCUGCGACAAUGGCUUCGAGGUUUUGCUCUUCUGGAAGGCGGCAGAAACUUGAGCAGCGGCAUGCCGUCAUCUCCGCCGUCUUGGCGACACUUGCAGACAAGUCGAAAUCAGAUGCCGCAAGAUGCGAUACACCGGAGGAGUACUACGCAGUGUUCGCGAAGAACUACAGCCGUGACGAUCUAUCCAAAUUCCCCCCGCAAAGACUGGGGAAAGGUUUGAAGAAGCUCGCCGAGAACAAGAGGCGUGAGGACUUUCAGAAGAAGCUCGAGAAGAAGAACGCGGCCUUGGUGCGGAAGUUGAGUGAGGCUUCGUCGUCGUCCACGAUGAGUACGAAAAGCGACGCUAGCUCGUCGACCCUGCUCGAUUCGAGUGACGAUGAGAAGGGUCGUAGCACGAGCGAGGACGACGGCGCUCCCCUUGAGCUUACGUGGACCUGGAGUGCACUUGGAGAGGCAUUCUGAGCGUAACUUGGACAGACUUUUUGACAUAUUUUACCAGUCGCCAAGUGGCAACGUGCUUUGAAGACCGUAGGUGAUGGUUGGCGAGCGACCAAGGGACAAUACCUGCAUGACGAGAUGAUAUCUCGCACACGUGCCAUGUAGAGGCGUUUAAGCACUCGUUAACGUCGAAGUUGCUCCAGUGUGGAUGAAGAUUAGGGGCGUCAAAUCACCUGUAUCAAUUGCAGCAGCUGACGGUUCUUUAGCUACAAUAGCUAGCUAGCAAAGAGCGAGGUAUUCAUGCAGCAUCGACGAAAAUGACUGUCAUAUUGACACCUUUUGAUGUUCAGAAAAAAAAAAUCUUUCUCUUUUGCUGCAUGUUCUAAGCUUCGCGUCACCAAUCCGUGGAAUCUACUCUUGCCGUGCGCCAAUUAAUCCUGCUUGAGAAAGUGGCAACCUUGUGAUGGUAGUGCACGAAUUGC